This is a messenger RNA of Hemicordylus capensis (graceful crag lizard), 2883 nucleotides long. It is a transcript of the gene NHLH2, whose product is annotated as nescient helix-loop-helix 2. The coding region runs from base 1031 to 1435 and encodes 134 amino acids. The record is from RefSeq and is a predicted model, not a curated record. Gene Ontology annotation, biological process: regulation of transcription by RNA polymerase II. NCBI's taxonomy places the organism in Eukaryota, Metazoa, Chordata, Lepidosauria, Squamata, Cordylidae. The transcript is spliced from 2 exons. Gene Ontology annotation, molecular function: protein dimerization activity; RNA polymerase II cis-regulatory region sequence-specific DNA binding; DNA-binding transcription factor activity, RNA polymerase II-specific.
GAGAGACAUGCUGCUGCCGCGGCCGCCCCCUCCCCGGCGCUCUCCUGCGCCUUUAUAUCUCGCCGCUUCUCCAGGAUAACCCACUGGAACCAGGAGGGAAUCCAGUGGUAUCUCCUGCUCCCCCAAGGCCCACUCGCGCCGCUCACCCCCCGGGUUUUUCCCUCGGCCGCUCGGAGAGGCCCAACAGCCUCAAACAGCCUCCUCAGGCCCUUGCUUGCUUGUUGCCUUCAAGAGGUGUUGGGAGAUGCGGAUCGGAUCUUAAUGGGCCGCAAAAAGAAGUCAGGAGCCGCUGAAAGCCGUGGCGGCUUCUUCUUCCCUCCCCCAAAGAGACCAGAGGAUCAGAGAAGCGCCCUUGCAGGGUCGCGGACACAGCCCGCAAGAAAGGCGAGCGGAGGAGGCGUCGUCUAAACAAAAGCCUUUCAUCGCCGCGCAAAAGCGAUCUGACUCCUGAGUGAGAGCGGAUCCGAGGCCUGAGUCCUUCCCGGCCUGAAGAGUUCCAGCAUCCUGUAUUGAUUUGCCCUGCCAGCCGAAGGACCCGAAUCUUCCUCCUCAUCUCGACCGUCCUUUAUCGCUCCAUCUCUUUUGUUAUUUGUCGAGAUCUGGCAGGAGGAGGAGGAGGAGGAGGAGGAUUUCCAGCAUCAUUUUAAAACAUCAGCACAAAUAAGUGUGAUAUAUUAUACAGACCUACAGGGCUUUUUUUUUUUCCUGGGGGGAAAUGAUAGGAGAAUGUUUUUCUAAUAUAUUAUAUUUUUUUUCUAGAAGUACGUUGUUUAUUGACAAUUAUGGUGCCCUCCUCCAUUAUUCGACCUACGAGGGUAUGAAAGCGACUCACAUCUACUUCUAGGGAUAGGAUUUUUUCCCCCCACACAAAAAAAUCAUUUCUUAUAUGUGGAUCUGUCUUUUCCCCUCUCUCUUCCCUUUUUGUUAUUCUAUUUUUUAAGACUAAGAUGUUCCCCUUCUGGAAUUUUAUUUGAGCCGCAGAAGGGAUCGGAGGCAUUUAAAGAAAGAUUGUUGCAGAGACUCUCGCAAGAUGAUGCUCAGCCCGGACCAGGCGGCGGACUCGGACCAUCCGUCGUCGGCGCCGUCGGAUCCGGAGUCUCUGGAGGCCAAGGGGCUGCGGAGCUGCUGCGCCUCGGACUUAGAGGCGCCCGACGGCGACGGCGCGGGAGGGGGCGGAGGAGGAGGUCGCCCGGCGCCGCACCCGCAGCAGCCGCUCAGCCGCGAAGAGAAGCGGCGUCGGCGUCGGGCCACGGCUAAGUACCGCUCGGCGCACGCCACGCGGGAGCGCAUCCGCGUCGAGGCCUUCAACCUGGCCUUCGCCGAGCUGCGCAAGCUCCUGCCCACGCUGCCGCCGGACAAGAAGCUCUCCAAGAUCGAGAUCCUGCGCCUGGCCAUCUGCUACAUCUCCUAUCUCAACCAUGUCCUCGACGUCUAGGGCAGGCCCUUCCCCCCGGGACAGGAGGAAGGUUGGCAGGGGGGCGGCCGAGGCCCCGGGGGAAGGUAGCGGGGAGGACGGGACCCAACCGGGCUCCGGGGCCUCUCCGCGGCGCCCCCGGUGCUGCCUGGCCUGCGUGGCUUGGGACCACCACACUCUUUGCCUGGCCGCAGCGCUGCAGCCCGCCACGCCCAGUGAGUGAGGCUGCCUUCUUCCUCGUAGCGUAGGGUGGGCAGCCUUAGCCAGUCUCGUCCCCUUGAUCGCAAGUCCCCAACCCACCCCCCAAAUAUUCCCCGCGGGAGGGUCCCAUUCAGCAAAGUAUUUAAGAACCCGACGGAAGCUUGGCGGGAGAUUCCUUGGCUUUAAGCUCGUGCCUUAAAGGGCUUUCCUGAAUCGGGCCCAAAAUAAGAAGCUUGAAAUGGAAUAGAGGAGGCAGCAGUUCCCCCUCCCUCGCCUACACCCCGCCGAAGCUGUCGGGCCGCCUCAAAGAGGAAACACCCUUUGUAGAAGGUGGGAUUCUUCUUUGCUUUGCUUUUUAAAGAUCGGACUGUCAAGUGCCCCUUCUUCUAUAUCCCAAAACUUAAAAUAAAAUAAAAUAAUCUCAUGUACUUGUGACCUUAAACGUGUGACCCAGGAGUGCAGUUCAAAAUAACUAUUUAUUUUUUAAUUUAAGUUAGGAAAAGUAGACUAUUUUUUCCUCCCAAGAUUAUUUUUUAAUUUUGAGAGUGGUGAAGAUUUUGCGUUGAAGACUUUGUGCCAACUGGUUUUUCACUAGUCAAGUGUUUACAUUUUCUUCUGUGGAAUAAUUGUCCGACUUGGAAGUGUUUGUUGGGAACCAGAUUGUGGGUUUCAUUUUGCUCUGGUUUUAUUGCACUUCUUCCCUGUUUCUAAGCGUAUUUUAUAUAUUCAGAUUUCGUCCUCGAGAAUGUUUCUUUAUUUUGUGUGUGGAAAUGAAAUAUUAGCACUUCACUUGAAGUUUUUUUAAUGUGUUGUUAUUCUGACCUGUAGUUCUGUCUGAAAAGUAUUUUGCAAACCAUUUCCAAGGGAAGUAGUUUUUGUUUCUCUGUCUGUUUGUGAGUGUGUGUAUAUGUGUGGUUUUUUACAGAUUUUUUUUCUUUUUAAGGAAAAACAGGACUACUUUCCUUUUUGACAACCAAAAAAAUUUACAACCAGAAAAUGUUUCAUGCUCUUUUGCUGUGAAUCUCUUAAAACAAUAAGUGUGUUUUAGGGGGAGAGAGAGAGAGAGAGAAAGAACACAUCUGUUAUCCAAAGAUUUUAGUCUUUUUCAGGGUUUUUUGGUCUGUGUGUUGCUUUGUAUAAGGCAAUAUUUUGUAGUGACAAUAGAGAAAUCUGGUUUCUAUCAGAAGCGGUUUUCAUAUCUCUCAUGAAUGGUGCGCUGUUUUGCAUAUAAAUAAAAUUAUAAAAUAAAGCUGGUUUUUCCUAUUUUU